Cryptomeria japonica (Japanese cedar) is the source of this 2583-nucleotide messenger RNA. Its product is annotated as subtilisin-like protease SBT4.14. Lineage: Eukaryota; Viridiplantae; Streptophyta; Pinopsida; Cupressales; Cupressaceae. Gene Ontology annotation, molecular function: serine-type endopeptidase activity. The record is from RefSeq and is a predicted model, not a curated record. Gene Ontology annotation, biological process: proteolysis. The transcript is spliced from 11 exons. The coding region runs from base 173 to 2449 and encodes 758 amino acids.
AUAGCCAUAACUACGAAUAAUUCUUUUGUUUUUCAAGCAUUUUUCUAGAAAUUCUGUUGUAAAUCGUUGUCAGAAAAAAUAAUAGAAUGCCAACGAUGGCAUCUAUAAAUAAAGAUACAUUUCAUUACAGUUCUGUAGAAUCCUUUUAAGUAAUAGUAAAAUUACUUUUGCAAUGGGGAUCCCGGGGACAAACUAUUUUUUUCUCUCCAUGUUUUCGUUUUUGAUAAUUUUCCAUGUUCAAAUGCUUUGUACAGCUAAAGUUCCAGGGCUAGACAGAAAGGAUUAUGUGGUCUACAUGGGCGCUAUUCCAAAAGAUGAUGGGAAUUCCCAGAAAGAACCUGCUACCUUGUACCUUGAAAUGCUUAAAUCUGUAUAUGGAAGUUCCGAGGCAGCUAAGCAAGCGUUGAAGUAUAGUUAUGGGAAGAGUUUUCGUGGGUUUACAGCUACGCUUUCUCCAACGCAUGUCCAAAAACUCAAAGGCAUGGAUGGUGUGGUUUCGGUGUUUGAGAGCAAGAAGUUGAAUACCUUAACAACUAGAUCAUGGGAUUUCGUUGGCUUGCCUGCAUCUGUUCAAAGAAAUAGUUUGGAUUAUCAAAGCGACAUCAUUAUUGGCCUUUUGGACACAGGAAUAUGGCCAGAGUCAGAGAGUUUUACGGAUGAGGGAUUUGGUCCUGUUCCCUCCAAAUGGAGGGGUGGAUGCCAGACAACACCAGAUUUCUCCGCCUGCAACAAAAAACUUGUAGGAGCAAAAUUUUAUCGUAGUUUCACCAGUAUUCCACCGGAAGGAGAUUUCUUGUCUCCAAGAGAUGGAGAGGGCCAUGGAACACACACCUCCUCUACAUCUACUGGAAAUUUUGUCAACAAUGCAAGUCUUUAUGGUAUUGCUCAAGGAGAGAGUCGAGGUGGAGUCCCUGGUGCAAGGGUUGCUAUGUACAAGGUUUGUUGGACUGAUGAGGGUUGUGGGGAUGCAGAUAUUCUUGCAGCCUUUGAUGAUGCCAUCUAUGAUGGUGUCGACAUUAUUUCUGUGUCCCUUGGAACUUCUUUUCCUCUCGACUACUUUGAAGAUAGCAUUGCCAUAGGAGCCUUUCAUGCAAUACAGAAGGGAGUUCUAGUAUCCAAUUCUGCUGGAAAUUCGGGACCCUAUAGGGCAAGUGUUGCAAAUUAUUCUCCUUGGUCUUUAACUGUUGCAGCAAGUACUAUUGAUCGCAAGAUGGACGCUGAACUUCAAUUGGGAAACAACAUUUCUAUAGGGGGAAUUGCUAUAAAUACAUACACGAUGGAGAAACAAUGGUAUCCCUUAGUAUAUGGAGGGGAUGUUGCUAAUGUUUCUGGAGGCUAUACUCCAGAUAACUCUAGCGGUUGUCUAUUGGGUUCUCUGGAUGAGGCAAAAGUAAAAGGAAAGAUAGUUGUUUGCAAUUUCAUUAGCACUCCUCCAGAUUAUUCAGUUUUUGUAGCUGGUGGUGCGGGUGCUGUUAUAAUUAAUGACGGAUUCAAUGACACAGCCUUCCCAUGGUUAAACCCUGCGACAAUAAUAUCUACCGAACAGGCAAAAAUUGUGUUGUCUUACAUAAACUCAACUAGCUCUCCCAUUGCAAAAAUUCAAAAAACUACAACUCCCAAGGCACCUGCACCAAUAGUGGCUUCAUUCUCAUCACGAGGUUUCAAUCCAAUCACACAUGACAUUCUCAAGCCCGACAUCACUGCACCAGGUGUGGACAUCCUAGCAUCUUGGUCCACAAAUGUAUCACUUACUGGUUAUGCAGAAGACACAAGGUUUGCCAUCUUUAAUAUAAUAUCAGGAACAUCCAUGUCAUGCCCUCAUGCUGCAGGAGCUGCAGGGUUUGUUAAGUCUUAUCAUAGCGAUUGGUCUCCUGCCGCUAUAAAGUCAGCUCUCCUCACUACAGCAUUUGUAAUGGAUGAAACAUUGCCUGGGAAUGCGGAUGUAGAAUUUGGGUAUGGGGCUGGCCAGAUUAAUCCAAUGAUGGCAGUCGAUCCAGGGCUUGUUUAUGAUGCAGGUGUAGAUGAUUACAUCAAUAUGCUUUGCAGUGAGGGUUACAAUGAUACAACUUUACGUUUGGUUACUGGUGACUUCAGUAGUUGCGACUUGGUAACACCAUCUAAAAAUGGAGCACGAGAACUAAACUAUCCUUCAAUAAUGGUUUUUACUGCUCCAGGAAAGUCAUUUCAAGCUAAUUUUCCAAGAUCAGUUACUAAUGUAGGAGUUGCAAAAAGUACAUACAAGGCGAUUGUAAGUGCACCCUCUGGAAUCAAUGUGACAGUGGAACCAGACACAUUAUCAUUUUCAUCUUUAAACCAGAAGCUAUCAUAUAAUGUCACCAUUGAAGGUAGAUCCUUAAAUACCGACACAUUACUUUCAGGUGCCUUAACUUGGAGCUAUGGAAAUUACACAGUGAGAAGCCCAAUUAGUGUGUAUGCUCUCUCACUGUAGCUUCUCACUUGAAGUCCAAUAUCUCAUAUUAGUGAAUUGUGUGGCAACACAACACAUAUAUUUGGUUGUAUUUUGUUAUUUAAACUUGUUUUUAAGACAUGGGCUUGCUUCUAUAGACUAGCAUAAGAACAUUU